UCAUCUUCCCCCUUUCGCUUGGUCUCCAAGACACCUCUUUCUAAUUUCCAUUUUAAAAUUAAAAUUAAAAAUUAAAUUAAUUAUUCUGGUUUCCCCCCCCUUAUAAAGUCGGUCACCCCCAUUUCUCAGGAUUAAAGCUUUCCCCAGGUUUCAAUUUCUCUCUCCUAGAGAACCCCGUGAACUUCUCCUACCCAAGUCUAGAGCGAGAAAGAGAGGAGAGAGAGAGGGAACAAAUUCGAUUGUUGAACUUUCCUAAUUCUCAUCUAUCAGAGGGGUGUAAGAAGAAACUUAAAACCUAAAUCGAGCUUUGUUUUCUGGGUGGAUUUUGUAAAUUCCCAAUUUGAUUUAGAGGGUUAUUCUUGUGAGUGAGGAGGGAAGUUUGAUUUUGAGAAUUGUUGCUGGAAUUAUGAGUUUUCAAACUCAAGAUGUUCGUAGAGAUCGUUCUAGAUUCCCUGGCCAAAAUGGUCGCCAGCAGGCCCAGGCCCAGGCCCAACAGUGGGUUGCAAGAGGUCCUGGUAUCUUAACUUCUCCUCCGUCGAACUUCAACGUUUAUGCCGGUCAAAAUGCCGGUGAUGGCCUUGAGAGGCCGGGGCAAUUCGACAGUAGAGAGAGACAGGGGCAAUUUGACAGCAGAGAGAGACAGGGGCAAUUUGACAGUAGAGAGAGACAGGGGCAAUUUGACAGUAGAGAGAGACAGGGGCAAUUUGACAGUAGAGAAAGGCCGGGCCGAUGGGAUAAUAGAGAGAGACAGGGACAAACGGAAAGUAGAGGAGGUCGAGGAUUUCGAGGAGGUGGUGGAGGUGGUGGUGGUGGGGGUCGAAGUCAUAUGGGUCGACCUCAGUACUUAAGAAGGGAGAGAAAUGAAACAAGGGAGGGUGUGGAAGAGAAAGGAGCAGCUGUAAACAAGGAUAAAGGUAAUCAGAAAAAAUGGGGAGGAAAAGUUGUGGAUUCGGAUUUACCUCAAUUGGUGCAAGAAAUUCAAGAGAAGUUAAGUAAGGGAACUGUGGAAUGUAUGAUUUGUUAUGAUAUGGUGAGAAGGAAUGCUCCUGUUUGGUCUUGCUCAAGUUGCUACUCUAUUUUUCACUUGAAUUGUAUCAAGAAAUGGGCUCGUGCGCCUACUUCUGCCGAUACAUCUGCUGAGAAAAUCCAGGGAUUCAAUUGGCGGUGCCCCGGAUGUCAAGCAGUGCAGCUAACAACGUCGAAGGAUAUUCGUUAUCUUUGCUUUUGUGGGAAGAGGCACGACCCGUCAUCAGAUUUGUACUUGACACCACACUCUUGCGGCGAGCCUUGUGGAAAACCGUUGGAGAGGGAAAUUCCAAGACCUGGUUUAAGCAAGGAGGUUAUGUGUCCUCAUCUUUGCGUGUUGCAGUGUCAUCCCGGUCCGUGUCCUCCAUGCAAGGCUUUUGCGCCUCCUCGGCCUUGUCCUUGUGGCAAAAAAGUAAUUACCACAAGAUGUUCCGAACAGAAGUCUGUGCACACUUGUGGUCAGGUCUGUGAUAAGAUUCUCGAAUGUGGGCGUCACCGUUGUAAUCGAAAAUGUCAUGUGGGUCCGUGUGAGCCGUGUCAGAUUCCCGUAGACUCCUCUUGCUUCUGUAAGAAGAGGUCCGAAGUGGUUAUUUGUGGAGAUAUGUCAUUGAAGGGAGAGAUAAGCCCGGAUAAUGGUCUUUUCUCUUGUAGUUCUACAUGUGGAAGUAAGUUGAGGUGUGGAAACCAUUAUUGCGCUGAAAUUUGCCACCCGGGCCCAUGUGGGGAGUGUGACUUGUUACCCAGCAAAGUGAAGACCUGUUAUUGUGGGAAGACUAUUCUCAAGGUUCCGCGAAGGAGUUGUCUUGAUCCAAUACCGACAUGUUCAGGUACUUGCAACAAGCGUCUUCCUUGUGGGAAGCAUUACUGUAAGGAUAAGUGUCAUUCUGGAGAUUGUUCUCCGUGCUCUGAGUUUGUCACUCAAAAAUGCCGCUGUGGUUCAACUUCUCGCACCGUGGAAUGCUAUAAAACCACACUAGCCGGUGAGAAAUUCGUCUGUGAUCGUCAAUGUGGGCGUAAGAAGAAUUGUGGAAGGCAUCGUUGUAGUGAGCGUUGCUGCCCUCUUUCCGAUUCUAGCAACACUAUAUCUAUAUCUAAUGAUUGGAACCCACACUUGUGUUCUAUGCCGUGUGGAAAGAAGUUGAAAUGUGGGCAGCAUUCCUGUGAGGCUUUCUGUCACUGUGGCCAUUGCCCUCCUUGCUUGGAAACAAUUUUUACCGACCUUACAUGCGCGUGUGGAAGGACUUCAAUCCCACCACCCUUACCUUGUGGGACCCCUCCUCCUACGUGCCAAUAUCCGUGUUCUGUUCCUCAACCUUGUGGCCACCAAUCUACUCACAGCUGCCAUUUUGGAGACUGCCCUCCUUGUUCAAUUCCCAUAGCAAAGGAAUGCGUGGGUGGUCACGUGGUUCUUCGCAACAUUCCAUGUGGGUCAAAGGAGAUAACUUGUAACAAACUUUGUGGAAAGACGAGGCGAUGUGGGCUCCACGCCUGUGCCAGGAGUUGCCACGCGGCACCCUGUGAUCAAACGGGUGGAUCUUCAUCAGAUUCUGCCCUAAUAAAGGGUUCUUGUGGGCAAGUUUGUGGUGCACCGAGGAGAGAUUGUAGACACACAUGUCAAGCUCUCUGCCACCCUACGGCUCUUUGUCCCGACUCGAGAUGUGAAUUCCCUGUGACAAUCACAUGCUCUUGUGGUAGAAUUACGGCAACGGUGCCUUGUGAUGCUGGUGGGGGAAGCAAUUCAGGGUUUAGUGCUGUUAAUUUUCUAGAAGCUUCUACUCUUCAGAAGCUUCCGGCACCACUUCAACCUGUGGAAGCAAACGAGAAAAGAGUUCCACUCGGACAGAGGAAGCUCAUGUGUGAUGAUGAAUGUGCCAAGCUUGAGAGGAAGCGUGUUCUUGCAGAUGCUUUUGAUAUUUCUCAGCCUAGUCUUGAUGCUCUUCAUUUUGGUGAAAAUUCAGCUGUUUCACAAGUGUUAUCAGAAUUACUUCGCCGUGAUCCAAAAUGGGUACUUGCAGUUGAGGAGAGAUGCAAACACUUGGUACUCGGAAAAGGCAAAGUAAAUAGUACCAGCAAUAUCAAGGUUCAUGUGUUUUGUACAAUGCAGAAGGAGAAACGAGAUGCAAUCCGGCUAAUAGCAGAGAGAUGGAAACUAACCAUCAGUGCUGCUGGUUGGGAGCCAAAGCGGUUCGUAGUGGUUCACGCCACUCCAAAAUCCAAAGCCCCGGCUCGGAUUAUUGGACCUAAGGGUUUAGCCGCAGUGAACGCCCACCACCCGCCCGGUUUUGACCCGCUGGUGGAUAUGGACCCUAGGCUUGUUGUUGCCCUGCUUGAUCUUCCAAGUGAUGCAGACAUCAGCACGUUGGUUCUACGGUUUGGUGGUGAAUGUGAACUGGUGUGGUUGAAUGACAAGAAUGCCCUUGCUGUUUUCAGUGAUCCUGCUCGAGCAGCAACUGCUAUGAGAAGGUUAGAUAAUGGAUCGGUUUAUCAAGGUGCUGCUGUCGUUCAACACAGUGGUGCUGGAACUGCUGCAGUGACUGCUUGGGGAGGUGCACCAGCAGCUGCAGCUUCUUCAGGUCCUAAGGGUAACCCCUGGAAAAAAACGGGUUUGAAGGAUGGUAAUAAUUGGGUUGAAGAUUCAUGGGGUGAGGAGGAGGAGUGGUCUAGUGGUCAGGCUACAUCUGAUGUGGGACCCUCUUCAUCAACGAAAGGCCGUGAGCCAUCAGUGACCACGACAAUGAACCGGUGGACGGUUCUGAACCCCGAAUCUUCAUUGGGCUCAACAAGAGCCAUGGACAAUGCCAAAAGAACUGCAGCAGCUGCUGAACCCACUACUUCUGACAGGGAAAUAAAGACUGCACCAUUAAACAGUGUUACUGAUGACAGUGCAGAAGUUGUAGAUGACUGGGAAAAGGCUUAUGAGUGAAGUUGAAGUCAAUGUACUUUGUUUUGGUUGUAUGUUCAAAUUUACAGCUUGUUCUUUUGUCUCUUGUUUUUGACAAAAGAACGCGCUUAUUGUUCUUGAAUGGAUGUACCUAUUAAAUUUUGAAGAGGAAUGAGAUUCAGAGAUUGGCUAA
Spinacia oleracea (spinach) is the source of this 4100-nucleotide messenger RNA. RefSeq names its product NF-X1-type zinc finger protein NFXL1. The transcript is spliced from 2 exons. Lineage: Eukaryota; Viridiplantae; Streptophyta; Magnoliopsida; Caryophyllales; Amaranthaceae. The record is from RefSeq and is a predicted model, not a curated record. Gene Ontology annotation, cellular component: nucleus. The coding region runs from base 407 to 3949 and encodes 1180 amino acids. Gene Ontology annotation, biological process: regulation of DNA-templated transcription. Gene Ontology annotation, molecular function: RNA polymerase II transcription regulatory region sequence-specific DNA binding; DNA-binding transcription factor activity, RNA polymerase II-specific; zinc ion binding.